UUGCCCCGUCAAGAUGACUGUGACCUACGGUGUGGAAAAGUGUCCGGCGCGGUUUGAUGAGUACCGGUGCUCGUUGUCCGACAAGUAUCGGGCGUUGGCACUGGAGCAGCUGCGGGAGGAUGACACGCUGCGGGAGCAGGCGCUGGAGGCGAUGCGGGCCUGGAUCGCCAAACAUCCGUACAUCCGGCGGUGCCGGACGGACUCGUUGUUCUUGUUGAGGUUCUUGAGGCAGCGCAAAUUUUCGAUUCCGGUGGCGUGUGAAAUGUUGGAGCGCUACUUGGCCAUGCGUCAGACGUUUCCCCAGUGGUUCCAGAACUUGGACCCGUAUGAGGAGGAUUUGAAGGAGCUCGGUUCGAACGAUGUCUUCCAAGUGCUAGGAUUCGACGAAAAGGGACGCAUCGUGAUCCUGAUCAAGGCCAAGAACUUCAACGUGGAACGGUUCACGCUGAUUCACCUGAUGCGCUAUUUGCACAUGUACGCCGAAAUUAUGGCCAGCGACGAGCGCAUCCAGGUCGCGGGAAUCGUCCUGGUCGUGGACUGCUUCAACACCACCAUGAUGCACUUUACCCUUUUCAACCUGUCCGACAUGAAGAACAUGAUGCCGUACAUUAACCACCUGAUCCCGGUCCGCUGCAAGGAGAUCCACGUGAUUCGACUGCCUAAGAUGAGCGUCACCCUGGUGGAUAUCCUGCUCACCUUCAUCAGUCCCAAGCUGAAGCAACGGUUCUUCUUCCACAAGACGAUGAUCGACGCCAAGAAGCACCUGGACAAGUCGCUGCUGCCAUCGGAGUACAACGGCACGAACGACUCGAUGGAGCUGUCGGAGGCGUACCACAAGAAGGUGUUUGCGGCCCAGGCCGAGCUGGCCCUGCUCGACCAGAUGGAGAUUGACGUGACCAAGUACUCGGCCAUGUGGAACCAGAACCACGUGGCCAGUGCCGCCGGGGGCUGCGGAAAGGCCAGCGAAAUCGACAGCGGGAUGGUGGGCAGCUUUCGGAAGCUGAACAUCGAUUAGCGACCCCGCUUGGAAGUGGGAAGUGUUGUGAUUUUCAUGGUAUUAGCAGUAAGUUUGUGUGUGUUCAGAAUUUUCACAUCAAUCUAGGCUUAGGUAUGAUUAAUUAGGGGCGUUUUUUGAACAAGUUUCGAAAGAGCAUUACGCACAUGCGGUUAGUGAAACGAAGAUGGGCAACAUUUCGAAACCGGUCGAAAUAGCUCGCAGAAGACGACGCCUCGGCACAAGAUGUGGUUUUGCAAGCGCAACGUUUAGUAGGAGGAAGGUCAGGAAAAACCAGAAUCCAACCGGCUGAUGUGAAAGUGGACGCACGCGUCUAUGUCGGAUUCGUUGGAAUAGCUGACAAAUGUUUAGCUGAAUUAGAAUUAAAGAUUUUUUAUUGGAGUGUGAAGAAUGCACGUGUGAAAUAUUUCAAAUUUGUAUACAUUUAGGUGAAUAUAAUAAAGUAAAACAUUCGAAACAA
Messenger RNA from Culex quinquefasciatus (southern house mosquito), 1475 nucleotides. RefSeq names its product alpha-tocopherol transfer protein-like. Gene Ontology annotation, molecular function: phosphatidylinositol bisphosphate binding. The record is from RefSeq and is a predicted model, not a curated record. Lineage: Eukaryota; Metazoa; Arthropoda; Insecta; Diptera; Culicidae. The transcript has 2 exons. Bases 14 to 1015 code for a protein of 333 amino acids. Gene Ontology annotation, cellular component: membrane.